AAUUAGACCAGAAGGAAGACAUAUUUCUCUGUUCUUUCUUUGGUUCUUUUUUUUUUUUUUUGAUUACUUCUUUGGUUCUUAAAGGUUAAAGUAUCUUAAGAUGAUUAGGCCGGUGUUUGCUAUACUAGCCAUUUUGGCUAUAUUCCAUUUUCUGGCAAUUGAAUCCCGGGGUCACCGGAAUUUGGUGAAUUCCAAGAUUGAGUUCCAAGCGUUGAGAUGUCGGAAACAUAGUGCAAUACUGACUGAUUUUGGUGCGGUUGGAGAUGGAAAAACUUCUAAUACAAAAGCGUUUAAAAAAGCCAUAAGCAAGCUCAGCCAAAUGGCAACCGAUGGCGGAGCUCAACUCGUAAUUCCUCCCGGGAAAUGGCUUACCGGAAGUUUUAACCUUACCAGCCACUUUACUUUGUUCAUCCAACAAGGUGCUACCAUCCUUGCAUCUCAGGACGAAUCUGAAUGGCCAGUGAUCGGUCCAUUGCCAUCGUACGGGAUGGGAAGAGACGGAAACGGAGCCGGGAGAUUCAACAGUCUCAUCUCCGGUACAAACUUAACCGACGUGGUUAUCACCGGCAACAACGGGACGAUCAACGGACAAGGACAGUAUUGGUGGGAUAAAUUCGAAAAGAAGCAGUUUAAGGUGACAAGACCGUACUUGAUCGAGCUCUUGUUCUCUAAAAAAAUUCAAAUCUCGAACAUCACAUUGAUCGAUUCGCCGUCGUGGAACAUUCAUCCGGUCUAUUGUAAAAACGUCAUCAUCAAACACGUCACCAUUCUUGCUCCCGUCACUGUUCCUAACACCGACGGAAUCAAUCCAGAUUCUUGCAAAAACACAUUGAUCGAAGACUGUUACAUAGUCUCCGGAGACGACUGCAUCGCCGUGAAGAGUGGUUGGGACCAAUACGGGAUCAAGUUCGGAAUGCCGACGAAGCAGCUCUCUAUCCGACGGCUCACAUGCAUCUCCCCAAAGAGCGCAGGAGUAGCGUUAGGAAGUGAAAUGUCCGGAGGAAUCAAAGACGUUAGAAUCGAAGACGUCACUCUAAUCAACACAGAAUCAGCCAUCCGAAUCAAAACCGCUGCGGGGCGUGGCGGUUACGUAAAGGACAUUUUCGCUAGGAGGAUCACAAUGAAGACGAUGAAAUACGUUUUCUGGAUGAAUGGAGACUACAACCAGCACCCUGACAAAGGUUACGAUCCUAAGGCGUUUCCGGAAGUUACUAAUAUAAACUACCGUGAUAUGACGGCUGAGAACGUGACGAUGUCUGCGAGUCUCGACGGGAUUGAUAAAGAUCCGUUUAAGGAUAUUUGUAUUUCGAAUGUGACUAUGGAGUUGGCGGCUAACGCUAAAAAGGUGCAGUGGAAUUGUACAAAUGUUGCUGGAGUUACGAGCAGAGUUAAGCCGCAGCCAUGCAGUUUGUUGCCGGAGAAGAAUGAGGACUGUGUGUUUCCGUGUGAUUUGAUUCCGAUUGAGAGUGUUGUCUUGAAGAAGUGUUUUGUUUAGAGUCAAGUCUCACAGAUUAAGAUGAGAUUUAAAAACUAUAUGAAACUAUAUAACA
Messenger RNA from Camelina sativa (false flax), 1550 nucleotides. RefSeq names its product putative polygalacturonase. Gene Ontology annotation, molecular function: polygalacturonase activity. The record is from RefSeq and is a predicted model, not a curated record. Lineage: Eukaryota; Viridiplantae; Streptophyta; Magnoliopsida; Brassicales; Brassicaceae. Gene Ontology annotation, biological process: carbohydrate metabolic process.